Rubroshorea leprosula is the source of this 951-nucleotide messenger RNA. NCBI's taxonomy places the organism in Eukaryota, Viridiplantae, Streptophyta, Magnoliopsida, Malvales, Dipterocarpaceae. The record is from the annotation of a GenBank genome assembly.
AAUUGGAAAAACCGAACUCAAACACAGCUCUCGACUUGUAUUUGGUAGCUCUGAUUAUUGCUGACUUAGGCAUCGGAGUGUCUACCCCGAUGACCCACCUCGGGGCUUUGCAGGUCUACCGAAGUGUAAGAGGAGUGACACAUCUGAUUGUAGCAGUUGACUACUUCACAAAGUGGGUCGAAGCACGACCUCUGUCCCGCCUGACCUCCAAAAAGAUUGAAGAUUUUGUCUUUAGUGCAAUCAUCUGCCGAUACGGCAUACCUAAUCAAAUCGUCACCGACAAUGGACCUCAAUUUAAUUACACCUCUUUCCGGCAUUUUUGCUCCAGCUAUGGAAUUAAAUUGCUAUUCACUUCGGUUUAUCACCCCGAGACAAAUGGGAUGGUUGAAUCAGUGAACAAAGCUAUUCUGGAAGGAAUCAAGCCGAGGUUGGACCUGCUCAAAACCAAGUGGGCAGAUGAACUCAACAGCGUAUUGUGGGCUUACCGAACUACCACUAGGACGGCCACAGGCGAAACGCCCUAUCAUCUGGCCUUUGGGACUGAGGCAGUCAUUCUUUUUGAACUUGGUAUCCCGAGCUUGAGAGUUAGCCAUUUCGACCCAGCCCGAAAUGACCUACUACUCCGGGAAGAUCUUGACCUCUUGGACGAAGUCUGUGAACGUGCUCGACUUCGGACAAUGGCAUAUAAGCAGAAAAUUGCAAACUUUUAUAACAAACGAGUUCGCCGUCGAAGCUUCAAAAUUGGUGACCUCGUCCUCAGAAAGGCAGGACUCACCGGCUUCGAAACCCGCUUCGACAAGCUAGCACCGAACUGGGAAGGCCCGUAUGUGGUGGCCGAAGUGCUCCCCCGGCGCUUAUGUACUUCAAGACGCCGAGGGCAAAAGGAUCCCUAGAGUAUGGAAUGUAAACAAUUUAAAAAAAUUCUACUCUUAAUAAAGCUUACUCCUAUCC